This is a messenger RNA of Choloepus didactylus (southern two-toed sloth), 1034 nucleotides long. Its product is annotated as sodium/potassium-transporting ATPase subunit beta-3-like. The transcript has a single exon. Gene Ontology annotation, molecular function: ATPase activator activity. Gene Ontology annotation, biological process: intracellular sodium ion homeostasis; sodium ion export across plasma membrane; intracellular potassium ion homeostasis. The record is from RefSeq and is a predicted model, not a curated record. Gene Ontology annotation, cellular component: sodium:potassium-exchanging ATPase complex. NCBI's taxonomy places the organism in Eukaryota, Metazoa, Chordata, Mammalia, Pilosa, Megalonychidae.
AUGACGAAGAAAGACAAGAAGUCCUUAAACGAGAGCCUGGCCUAGUGGAAGCUCUUCGUCUACAACCCGACCACUGGAGAGUUCCUGGGACGCACCGCCAAGAGCUGGGGUUUGAUCUUGCUCUUCUAUCUAGUCUUCUAUGGGUUCCUGGCUGCACUCUUCACAUUCACAAUGUGGGUCAUGCUUCAGACUUUGAAUGAUGAGGUUCCAAAAUAUCGUGACCAGAUUCCUAGUCCAGGACUUAUGGUUUUUCCAAAACCAUUUAUUGUGUUGGAAUAUACAAUCAGUUUGUCUGAUUCAGGUUCCUAUAAAGCAUACGUUGAAAACCUAACUAAUUUUCUAAAGCCAUAUGAUUUAGAAGAACAGAAGAAUCUCACAGUCUGUCCUGAUGGAGCACUUUUUGAACAGAAGGGCCCAGAUUAUCAUGCAUGUCAGUUUCCUGUUCACUUACUUGAAGAAUGCAGUGGUAUGAGAGACCCUGAUUUUGGCUAUUCCAAAGGAAAACCUUGUGUUCUUGUGAAAAUGAACAGAAUAAUUGGAUUAAAGCCUGAAGGAGAACCAAGGAUAAUGUGUGUUCCUAAGGACGGAAACACUGCAGUUUUAUCAACUUAUCCUCACAAUGGAAUUGUAGAUUUAAAAUAUUUUCCAUAUUAUGGAAAAAAAUUGCAUGUGGGAUAUUUACAGCCAAUAGUUGCUGUCCAGCCAGUCUUUAGCUCUAACAGUACCAAGAAAGAGACGACAGUUGAGUGCAAGAUUGAUGGGUCACCCAACCUAAAAAGCCAGGAUGAUCAUGACAAGUUUCUGGGACGAGUUGUGUUCAAAAUCACAGUGAAUGCAUAGUUUUAGUAGGAUAUUUCCACAGAGUAAAUUUCGUGUUGUCUUGUCUUCAUUUUGUAACAGUUGGACCUGCCGUUCUAGAAUUAUGACACCACCUUGGAGAAAGGUGGGGUGGUACAUGACACUGGGGUAACAUCAUAACGUGCUUCCAGAUCAUAAUGUUCAGUGUCCUCCGAAGUAACUGCCUGUUGCCUCUG